Molecule: messenger RNA, 897 nt
Organism: Bacidia gigantensis
Lineage: Eukaryota; Fungi; Ascomycota; Lecanoromycetes; Lecanorales; Ramalinaceae
Exons: 1
Coding region: 1-897 (298 amino acids)
Source: RefSeq, a predicted model, not a curated record
AUGACUUCUCUCCACGCAGACGUCUAUCUCAACACUGGGAUCCCAGUGGUGCCCCCAUCGACGAUACCCGGGGGCUUUCCUUCUAUCUGGACUCCAUCCACGUCCACCUUGAUCCACUCAGCUCAUGAGGCGGUGCUCGUUGAUCCUCUACUCACAAGAGACGAAGGCACAGCUCUUGCAGAUUGGAUUGCCGAGACCAUCCCCAACAAGACCCUCAAGUAUGUGUACGUAACCCACGGCCACGGCGAUCAUUAUUUCGGGAUAACCCCAAUCCUUGCUCGAUAUCCAAAUGCAAUUCCAAUAGCCACCCAAGGCGUGCUUGAGCACCUGGAGGACCAAAUUGGCGCCGAUAUCUGGGCGAACUGGCAAACCUGGUUCCCGGGCAACCAGUUUGAAAAGCCUGACCUUUCCAAAAUCCAAGUCUUCAGCAAGAACCAGACGAAAGAUAGCUAUCCAACUUUCUAUCUCGAUGAACAUCCACUUCACGUUGUCCCAGUCGGUCACGGUGAUACUGAUGCAUCCACAGUCCUCUGGUCUCCUGAUCUCAACCUGGUUGCUGCUGGCGAUGUGGUCUAUAAUGGGGGCUUCCAGUACGUAGCCGAAUCUACCACACCCGAGAAACGCCAAGAAUGGAUUCAUGCUAUCGAAAAGGUCAGAUCCUUGAAGCCAACCAGCAUAGUGACUGGUCAUAAACGAAUUGGCGCUGUUGAUGGCGCGUGGACACUGGAUUGGACACAGCAGUAUCUCAGAACUUGGGGUCAGAAAGCCGAAGAAGUGCAGAAGGAGGGAGGGGGAGCCUUGGAGAUGUUUUGGAAGAUGAAAGCGGCCUUUCCUGACAAUACGGGGUAUUUCAUCCUCUGGCUCAGCUCUUUGGCUCAAUUCCCUCCUAAGAAGUAG